Messenger RNA from Brassica oleracea var. oleracea, 1134 nucleotides. RefSeq lists its product as uncharacterized. The transcript is spliced from 2 exons. Gene Ontology annotation, molecular function: zinc ion binding. The record is from RefSeq and is a predicted model, not a curated record. Bases 1 to 1134 code for a protein of 377 amino acids. Lineage: Eukaryota; Viridiplantae; Streptophyta; Magnoliopsida; Brassicales; Brassicaceae.
AUGCGUAAAGUUGUUGUAGUCGACGGCACGUUUCUCAAUGGUAAAUACAAAGGGACGCUACUCACAUCACUAGCUCAGGACGGUAACUUUCAGAUUUUUCCAAUAGCCUUCGCAGUGGUUGACACAGAAAAUGAUGAUUUGUGGCAUUGGUUUUUUACGCAACUAAAAAUUCUGAUUCCUGACGACGAGGAUCUUGCGAUAAUCUCGGAUAGGCAUAACUCGAUAGGGAAAGCAAUUAGAAAUGUGUAUCCGUUAGCUGCUCGGAGAAUAUGCACCUACCAUUUAUAUAAGAACAUAUUGGGACGGUACAAAGGAAAAGAUGCAUUCCGUCUGGUGAAGAAAGCGGCGAGAUGUUUUAGGAUGUCUGACUUUACUGCAAUUUUCGAGGAGAUUGAAGCGAUUAAUCCUGCACUCCACGGCUACCUCCAAAGAGCUGAUGUCCAACUGUGGACGGGUGUUCAUUUCCCGGGCGAGAGGUACAAUUUGAUGACUACAAACAUAGCAGAAUCAAUGAACAGAGCAUUGUCGAAUGCUAGAGGUCUAAACAUUGUUCGAAUAUUAGAAUCGAUACGGGUUAUGAUGACCAGAUGGUUUUCUGAACGGAGAGAGGAUGCCAGAUCGCAGCCAACGACGCUUACGCGUGGUGUCGAGAAACUACUACAUGGUCGUGUAACUGCCGCCAGAGAUUUGACGGUCCAAAGGAUUGAUGAUCAUCACACUGAAGUUAAAUAUGGAUCUUCUAGCGAGUCUUUGAAUGUUGUUAAUUUGGUAGAGCGAAAAUGCACAUGUCGGCGUUUCAAACGCGAGAAAUUACCAUGUGUACACGUAAUCGCAACUUCUGAGUACAACAAUAUUUGUCGUAUAUCCCUGUGCAAUCCUUACUAUAACAGUGCAUAUUUGGUGAGCGCAUACGCUGAACCGGUCAUGCCGGCUGACUCAGCGCAACCUGUUCCAGAAAUCGUGGCUAACCAACUGUGCUUGUCCCCGUCUAUUCGUCAACAGCCAGGAAGACCUAAGAAAAAUAGGAUGAAAUCUGCUUUAGAAGUUGCACUUCAAAAAAAGCGUCCCAGGAAAGAACACACAUGUUCUCGAUAUAGACAGAGUGGACAUAAUGCGAAAACUUGUACGAUGUAA